Messenger RNA from Tarenaya hassleriana, 1022 nucleotides. Its product is annotated as REF/SRPP-like protein At3g05500. The record is from RefSeq and is a predicted model, not a curated record. NCBI's taxonomy places the organism in Eukaryota, Viridiplantae, Streptophyta, Magnoliopsida, Brassicales, Cleomaceae.
GACUUUUCGCAACAAUACUUUUGUGCGUUUAAAAAAUUUUGAAUUUCUCUACGCGUUUCUUCUAAACAACGCCGCUUUCGAUCAAUCUUCGUUCAUCGAUCACAAGAACGAUCAUGGCUCAAGAAGAUCUCAAUCAGAAGAAUCAGGAAAUGACCAAGGAGGAGAAAGAGAGGCUUAAGUACCUGGCUUUCGUCCAAGCCGCCGCUCUAGAAGCUGUGGUUCGUUUCGCAUUUAUUUACGCGAAGGCCAAAGAGAAGUCUGGCCCUCUGAAACCCGGUGUUGAAUCCGUGGAAGGAGCCGUCAAGACCGUGGUCGGACCUGUUUAUGAAAAGUUUCAUGACGUCCCGGUCGAGGUCCUCAAAUACAUGGACCAAAAGGUUGACAUGUCUGUGACUGAGCUGGACCGUCGUGUUCCACCAGUCAUCAAGCAAGUCUCGGCCCAAGCCAUAUCUGCUGCCCAAAUGGCACCCAUCGUUGCCCGAGCUGUGGCUUCUGAGUCAGAAGUGGUUCAGAAGUCCGGUGUCAUAGAAACCGCAUCUGGGCUGGCUAAAUCCGUGUACACAAAGUACGAGCCAGCAGCCAAGGAGUUGUACGCGAGCUAUGAGCCAAAGGCCGAGCAAUGUGCUGUCUCGGCCUGGAAGAAGCUGAACCAGCCUCAAGUGGCUCAAGUCGUUGUGCCGACAGCUGCUUAUUGCACCGAGAAGUACAACCACACCGUGGUUAAGGCGGCUGAGCAAGGGUACCGAGUUUCGUCGUUCCUGCCACUGGUCCCGACCGAAAAGAUCGCCAAGAUUUUCCAGGAGGAGAAGACCCAAGCUGAGCCAUUGGUUUCGUCCACUUGAUUCUGCGUUUGGUUCGUAUGAUUUGGUUUAUGGCUUUGGGAAUGAUGUGAACCUGAACCUGAACCUGGUCUGUUUGGUGGCGUGUGGUCUGGUUCUGCUUUUGGUUCUCUUUUUCUUCUAUUAAACAUAUUUGUUUCAGUGAUACUUUGAUUUUUUUUGCCCUCGUUUUAAUGUUUUAUU